GUUUGUUCGAGCGAGGACCGACGCGGAAAAAUGGCGUCGCAUGAAAUCAUUUCUUAUUGUUUUCCCGCUGCCAGUUGUUUCGAACGUGUACAACCCUAGGUACUGCAAAGCUGGGCAGCCGACGCCGGUAUUCUCUGUAUUCGGUGCUACAAAUAAAUGAAAUAGUUACCACUGCUGACUUAUAGCUUAAUUUAUUCAGAAGAUAGUGGAACAAGUACCUACAAGCAUGAGAUUUUCGUGGACACUAGGCUUGAGCGGGGUAUUUUUGGCCUACAUUCUGCACUCCAUGUGGACACUGUACACAUUGUACUACCCAAAGCGCUGUGCUAAAAACGAGAUUUGCAUCAGACCUACAUGGAGCAGUGAAUCACGAUUUCAAUUCUUUUUCUGUGUAACAACGGCAAAACCUGUCAGAAGAGCAAGUGAUUUACAUGUAGUGUGGUCUGAAGAUGAGUUUGACAUUUCUGAACUUCAAGAAAGAGACAUCAAUCUGACGCUCCCACGCAAGACUUUAAGGAAUGGAACAUUGGAUGCUUAUGUGUUGCUGUUGGAGCGCAAAAAAAGGGAGUCUGUGAAGUCACUAGAACAAGUGAUGAGUGCCUCAACUGUCAGCAUAAGUAGCAACCCUCUUACUCGCUACUUGGUUCCGACUGAAGAGGAGAUCCAGCUCAUCAAAUCCUUCAAGUCUAAUACACCACCAACACCGCCUUCUGCUGAAGCACUCGAAAGUAAACCAGUUACCCACUGGAACCCACGGGUUGAAGUGAACAUACUGAGUGACCCAUUCCCCAUCAAAGCCAACCAGAUUCCUGGUGAGAUAGCCCACUUGCUUCAACUGAACUCUCGACGAGAAUAUGUGCCUAUAGUCCACUUGACUGAUGUCACAGCAAGGGAGAAAGAUUUCAUACUGGUAAAAAAGACAAAUCCUGAAGUACCAUUGAAGGUAGUAGUUAGCCCAGUGUCCAUUGGUCGACUUCGGCUCAUGAUCACCGUUAGUGAAGCUCUCAAGUCCAUGCAUGCUUUUGGUCUGACAACCAAAGACACAGAUGAAGUGAAAAGCAUCUUUUUUGACACCAACUUUUAUGUUCUGCUCAUGACACUCCUGGUGUCUGGCUUUCAUUUGCUGUUUGAUUUCUUGGCCUUCAAAAAUGACGUCAAUUUUUGGCGUGGGCGGAAGACCUUUGAAGGCCUUUCUGUGAAGGCUGUGCUAUGGCGGGGUUUUAGUCAGGUUAUCGUUUUCUUCUAUCUUCUUGAUGAAGACACUAGCCGCAUUGUACUUGUCACAAGUGCCGUUGGAGCAGUCAUUGAGGUCUGGAAAGUGACCAAGGCUUUUAAGAUGACAGUGCAGUGGACGAGCUGGAGACCUCAAAUUGAGUUUGGUGCUGUAAGUGCUGAAGAAACAAAGACCCAAAAGCUAGAUUCUCAGGGCAUGAGGUACCUAUCCUACUUGCUCUACCCACUCUGCAUUUGGGGGGCAAUAUACUCCCUUUUGUACCAGUCAUAUAGAAGCUGGUACUCCUGGUGCAUUCAUAGUCUCGCCAAUGGAGUAUAUGCCUUUGGGUUUUUGUUCAUGCUGCCCCAACUAUUUCUCAACUAUAAGCUGAAGUCUGUGGCCCAUUUGCCCUGGAAGGUGUUCAUGUAUAAGGCAUUUAAUACUUUCAUUGAUGACCUGUUUGCAUUCCUCAUUACAAUGCCAACAGCUCAUAGGGUGGCUUGCUUCAGAGAUGAUGCAGUAUUCCUAGUCUAUUUAUACCAGAGAUGGUUGUAUCCUGUGGAUAAGAGCCGUGUGAAUGAAUUUGGGGAAAGCUUUGACAAAUCACCAGAGAAGCCGAAAAAGGAAUGAGCCAUCUUGCAUUCACUGCGCAUGGACCACAGCCUGCAAAAUAGUCCAUGGGCCUGUCCAAAACCCUUUAUUGUGUUCUCUGACAUCAAGGGACACUCCACAUUCCAUUUCUCUGAGGCCAGAACACCUUUUUAUUGCAAUGUGUUCACUCUACUUUCAAGCUGGACCUUAACAAUGAUUUUACCUUUGAAAAUGUCAUGUGUGGUAGGUUUGCAAAAAACAUGUUGGCUGAAAGUUUCACUAUCACAUUUGGAAGACUGGCCAAAAAGCUUCAAUAAUAUUUGUGGUAUUUGGACGUACCUAACCAGUGCCGUACUUUGGUACUUCAUUGAAAACAAAUUAGUAUUUCUUUUUCUUCAUAGACAUAGUGCUUUGUGAGCAGGAAAGUGAAGAAUGUGUCAUGCAGGCAUAGCAUGCUGCAAGUGCACUAUAGUUUUGUUUUGGUAUCUUUGAAUACCUUGAUACUGUAUUCUAGCAAAAAAAAAAAAGAAGGUGAGAGAUCUUGUUGGUGUCAGCGUGAUCAGCGCAUGCCAUAUGCACACUCAGUAGAUUUAAAAUACUCUCUCUCAUUAUAGAAUGAAAACAGCAUGGUUUAUUUUAAUGUUGCUAGAGAAAAAUAAACUGUUUUAACUCAUGCAGAAUUAAAAAGAGCAAACACUUAUGUCACUUAAAUAACUGGUUCAGUCAGUAUAGUAAUUAGUGGAAAAUUCGUAAGAGGGUGACCUGUUAGUAUUAGUGCAAGAUGGUUAUAGGGCUUCAUGUUUGUCUGCAAAGUUAGGGUGCAGGUAACUUGCAUUCACACUGGCACUUAGAAAUUGUCUUUCAGCAUGUUAUCAUUUUUAUCCAUGAAACUUGAAAUUUUGUAAGGUUUAUGGCUGGUGUAUUGAAUUGGAAUAAUAAAAUGAAUUGUUGCUCAGA
Molecule: messenger RNA, 2761 nt
Organism: Dermacentor andersoni
Lineage: Eukaryota; Metazoa; Arthropoda; Arachnida; Ixodida; Ixodidae
Product: lipid scramblase CLPTM1L
Cellular component (GO): endomembrane system; membrane
Source: RefSeq, a predicted model, not a curated record